Molecule: messenger RNA, 1263 nt
Organism: Aspergillus chevalieri
Lineage: Eukaryota; Fungi; Ascomycota; Eurotiomycetes; Eurotiales; Aspergillaceae
Product: NADH:flavin oxidoreductase/NADH oxidase
Exons: 2
Coding region: 1-1263 (420 amino acids)
Cellular component (GO): intracellular anatomical structure
Molecular function (GO): FMN binding; NADP binding; NADPH dehydrogenase activity
Source: RefSeq, a predicted model, not a curated record
AUGACGAAUUGGCCAGAUAUUCCUACGACACCGGCCGAAGGCAUCUCGUUCUUCACUCCUGCGAAAAGUCCUACGGCUGGCACAGCGCGGAAUCCCCAAUCAAGCGGGAAGCCGAUUCCUAAACUGUUCCAGCCGUUGACCAUCAGAGGACAAACAUUUCAUAACCGGCUGGGUCUCGCGCCCAUGUGUCAAUACAGCGCUGAUGACGGCCACAUGACUCCAUGGCAUUCGGCUCAUUACGGUGGAAUUGCGCAGCGCGGCCCGGGGAUGAUGAUUAUCGAAGCCACCGGCGUUGUGCCUGAAGGUCGGAUCACGCCUGGCUGCGUCGGGCUGUGGAAGGACACGCAGAUCGCCCCAAUCAGAUCCGUUAUUGAAUUCGCACACAGCCAGGGCCAAAAGAUCGGUAUUCAAUUGGCCCAUGCCGGCCGCAAGGCUUCCACUUUGCCCCCUUGGCUGGGCGGAGGCACUGCAACCAAUGCUGUUGGCGGCUGGGUGGACAAUGUCAAGGCACCCAGUGCCAUCCCCUUCGCCUCGGGGGAUAUCAUACCCAAGGCCAUGACCGAAGCGGACAUUACUGAAGUCAAAGAGGCAUGGAUUGCUUCUACCAAGCGUGCUCUGGCGGCAGGGGCUGAUUUCAUUGAGAUCCAUAAUGCGCAUGGAUACCUGCUUUCCUCUUUCCUGAGUCCCUUGUCGAAUCAGCGGACAGAUAAGUAUGGUGGGAGCUUUGAGAAUCGCAUCCGGCUCUCCCUGGAAAUUGCCCAGUUGACCCGUGACACUGUCGGUCCCAAUAUGCCCGUCUUCUUGCGUGUUUCAGCUACCGACUGGCUGGAGACAAACGAACAAGGGUGGAAGAACGAGGAUACAGUCAAGUUUGCUGAGGCUCUGGCUGUACAGGGCGCGGUGGAUCUUAUCGAUAUUAGCAGUGGUGGUGUACACAGUGCGCAGAAGGUGAAAUCCGGUCCAGCGUUUCAGGUUCCCUUUGCUGCUGCAGUCAAGAAGGCAGUUGGUGAUAGGAUGUUGGUUGCCGCUGUUGGGAUGAUCAACAAUGGAAACUUGGCUGAGGAGAUUCUUAAUGAGAACGAACUCGAUGUGAUUCUGGUUGGGCGAGCGUUUCAGCGUGAUACAGGACUGGCAUGGCAUUUUGCAAAGGACUUGGACGUCGAGAUUGCCAUGGCUGCGCAAAUUCGCUGGGGAUUUACCAGUUCUCGAAAUGCAUCUGAAUACAUCCAGCCCAAUUCUAUGAAGGCAUCUAUCUUUGACUAG